Molecule: messenger RNA, 1128 nt
Organism: Aspergillus thermomutatus
Lineage: Eukaryota; Fungi; Ascomycota; Eurotiomycetes; Eurotiales; Aspergillaceae
Exons: 3
Coding region: 1-1128 (375 amino acids)
Biological process (GO): transmembrane transport
Cellular component (GO): fungal-type vacuole membrane
Molecular function (GO): transmembrane transporter activity
Source: RefSeq, a predicted model, not a curated record
AUGGCUACGUCAGACCCAACGCAUGAAAGCUCUACCUCCACAAUCCAUGAGACGGAGACUUCCGAGCAUCCUCCUAUGAAAUCGCCUCAUGAAGCCAAUCAGGAUAUCGAAAAACCACCAGCUUGGAAUAACAACGAUCCCCCUCCUGAUGGAGGCAUCACUGCAUGGCUAGUGCUGUUCGGCGCAUGCUACUACGAAACCACUCUCCUACGAGAACACUCCCCCAGCACGAUAUCCUGGAUUCCCUCUCUACAAGUCUUCUUCAUGUUCGCCAUGGGCCCCAUCGUCGGAAAGCUAUACGACACCUUCGGCCCCCGCCACAUCAUUGGCCUCGCUGUCCACAGAAUACUACCAGCUGCUCCUCUCCCAAGGCGUCUGCAGCGCCAUCGGCGUGAUCUUCCCGAUUAUGGUGAGCCGGUUGAUGGGCAGCAUCGGGUACGCGUGGACGAUGCGCACCGCGGCAUUCGUGAUCCUGGCGUUGCGAACUUGAGCAUCCGAGCGCGCGGGACGCCGAGUGCGGGGGGCUUCAGUCGGGAGAGUCUGCUUCGGCCGUUUGGCGAGGCGAAGAUGGUUCUUCUUGUGCUGGGGUUUGUGUGCUUGACGUUUGGGGUGUUUAUUCCUAUCGAUUACAUUGUUGUGCAGGCGGUGCAUGCGGGGAUGAGUGCUGCCCUGGCGCAGUAUCUGGUUGCUGUUCUGAACGCGGGGAGUCUGUUUGGGCGCUUGUCGGCGGGGGUGUUCUCCGAUCGCGUCGGUGCGUAUAAUAUCUGUGUCGGCGUGGUUUUUCUGGCUGGGGCUGUUGUGCUGGGGUUGUGGAUUCCUGCGUCGGGGAAUGCGGCUAUCGUUGUCUUUGCGGUGGUGUUUGGGUUUGCGUCCGGGGCGUAUGUCAGUCUUGCGCCGGCGCUGGUGGUGGGUAUCUCCCCGCUGCAGGAGAUCAGGUACCGGACGGGGUUGUUGUUUCUCGUCUGUUGGUGGACUGACGACGAGUCCGAUUGCGGGAGCCAUUCUCCAGCGGGAUGGGGGUUCGUAUACGGGGAUGAAGAUCUUCUCGGGGGUGAUGUUGCUGGUUGGGACGGGAUUUGUGAUGGCGGCGAGGGUGGCGCAGACGGGGUGGUGAAAGCCAAGUUUUAG